Molecule: messenger RNA, 306 nt
Organism: Closterium sp. NIES-65
Lineage: Eukaryota; Viridiplantae; Streptophyta; Zygnematophyceae; Desmidiales; Closteriaceae
Source: the annotation of a GenBank genome assembly
AUGCAUCUUAUUGUUUUCCUUCACAUAUGUGUUCACCUCUCUUCCCUCCCUUCCCUCUUCUCCUUUAUCUCCUUUUUACCGUUCUCUCUCGAUUCUCCCUCCCUUCUUCUCUCUCUUCUUCAUUUCCCCUUCUUUAUCCUCUCACUACCGUCGUUUUGCUGGUGCAAGUCGCGCUGGUGUGUUUUUGCCGGUGCCAGGCGCGCACCACGCUCAGCGUCAUGCGCAUUAUCCGCGUCGGCAGCAGCAAAGAAGGGCACGAGCAUGUCGGCAGAACUUGGAGUCUUGCUGCUCAGGAAGGGGAUUUGA